Morchella sextelata is the source of this 7068-nucleotide messenger RNA. RefSeq lists its product as uncharacterized. Lineage: Eukaryota; Fungi; Ascomycota; Pezizomycetes; Pezizales; Morchellaceae. The record is from RefSeq and is a predicted model, not a curated record. The transcript has 14 exons. Bases 1 to 7068 code for a protein of 2355 amino acids. Gene Ontology annotation, biological process: protein phosphorylation; negative regulation of macroautophagy; TOR signaling. Gene Ontology annotation, molecular function: protein serine/threonine kinase activity; protein binding; protein-containing complex binding. Gene Ontology annotation, cellular component: nucleus; TORC2 complex; TORC1 complex.
AUGGCUUCCCCUCACUUGGACACGCUAGGGAGAAUCUUUACAGACAUACGGAGCAAAUAUGAAGAAGUAAGACAGAAGGCAACUAAUGAGUUGAAGAUACACCUGGAAGUUGUUUCCCGAGAGUACUCCAGCGAACAGCUGUCGAGAUAUCACUCAGAGGUAAAUCGUCGAGUGUCGGAGUUCAUCCACAGCAGCGAUACCACCGAUAAGAUUGGGGGGAUUCUAGCCCUCGGUGUGCUCAUAGAUGUCGACCACGACGAUAGCACCCAAAAAACUACACGAUACGCGAAUUACUUACGAAGUAUAAUGAGGGGGAACGACAACCAUUGUAUGGUUCUUGCUGCUAAAACCCUAGGGCAACUUGCAGCGCCAGGGGGAACCUUGACUUCUGAGUUGGUGGAAAGCGAGGUCAAGCAGGCUCUUGAGUGGCUACAAAUCGAUCGGCAGGAGAAUAGACGCUUUGCUUCUGCAUUACUCCUGAGAGAGUUGGCGAGAAGCUCGCCAACACUGAUCUAUGGCUUCAUCAGUCAGAUAUUGGACCUGAUAUGGGUGGCAUUACGGGACCAGAAGGUUUUGAUUAGGGAGACAGCCGCGGAGGCCUUGGGUGUGUGUCUGGCAAUCAUGAAACAUCGCGACACAACAAAUCGGGAUAUGUGGUAUGCAAAAAUUCUAGAGGAGGCAAAAAUAGGACUACGGUCCGCUUCAGCAGACUGCAUACAUGGGAGUCUCUUGAUCUAUCUACAGUUAUUAGAUUCCGCAGGGAUGUUUAUGCAGGACAGCUACCGGGAGACUUGUGAUACAGUUUUAAGAUUGAAAGAUAAUCGUGACGCAGGUAUUCGGAAACUUACUAUCAAGAUGAUUCCAUGUCUAGCAAAGUACAACCCAACGGAAUUUGUCAACAACUACUUGCACAAAUUUAUGAUGCAUCUUCAGUCACAGCUCAAGAAGAAAGAUUCAGACGAACGUGGCUCUGCUUAUAAAGCAAUUGGUGAGGUGGCGUUAGCAGUUGGAAGCAGCAUGGGCCCAUACCUUGAUGGAAUACUUGCCAGCAUAAAAGAGGGUCUCACUAUGAAGGGGCGAAAUCGCUCACAGAGGGCAGAACAGGAAGCGCCGAUAUUCGAGUGUAUUAGUAUGCUGGCCACGGCGGUGGGUCAGGCUUUGACUAAAUAUAUGCACGAUCUACUCGGCUUAAUAUUUUCCUGCAACCUCAGUGUGAAGCUUACCCAGGCCCUGGUCGACUUAUCACAUUACCUUCCUCCUCUCCUACCGACUAUACAGGACCGACUUCUCAAUAUGAUCAGUAUGGUUCUUUGUGGUCGGCCUUUCAAACCUUUGGGGAGCCCUGCAACCGUCCAACCAUCCAUGACAAUUGCAGCGAAGCAAUCCAGAGACGGUAUGACGGCCGAGGAGAGGGAUGCAGAAAUCACAUUAGCACUUCACACCCUUGGUAGUUUUGAUUUUACUAAUCACAUUUUAAAUGAAUUUGUUCGUGAUAUUGCCAUGAAAUACGUGGAAGACGACAACAUUGAGGUUCGAAAAGCAGCCGCACUAACUUGCUGUCAACUAUUUGUGCGAGACCCAAUCUGCUAUCAAACAAGUAAUCAUGCAAUCCAAGUGGUUGGUGAAGUAAUGGAAAAACUCUUAACUGUGGCUAUUGCCGACUCAGACCCCGAUAUCCGUAAAACGGUUCUGCUCUCGCUCGAUGCUCGUUUUGAUAGGCAUCUUGCAAAGGCAGAGAACGUUCGAUCUCUGUUCUUGGCCUUAAACGAUGAAAUCUUUGCUAUUCGAGAGGCCGCGAUAACUAUCAUUGGACGGCUUACCCUUCAUAAUCCUGCAUAUGUUAUUCCUUCCCUUAGAAAAACCCUUAUCCAACUACUCACAGAAUUGGAAUACUCCAAUGUUCCCCGGAAUAAAGAAGAGAGUGCAAGGCUUCUCAGCCACUUGGUCGCUGCAUCGCAAAAGCUCAUCAGACCAUACGUCGAGCCAAUAGUUAGGGUACUUCUCCCUCGGGCCCGUGAUCCUAGCGCAGGGGUGGCCUCAAGCAUUUUGACAGCCCUAGGAGAGCUUGCAACUGUUGGUGGAGAGGAUAUGAUUCCAUAUAUCCCGCAGCUAAUGCCGCUUAUCAUUGAGACCUUACAAGAUCAAAGCUCGCCAGCAAAAAGAGAUGCCGCCUUGAGAACUCUUGGCCAAUUGGCUAGCAACUCGGGAUACGUAAUCGAUCCCUAUGUUCAGUACCCCCAGCUCCUCACUAUAUUGGUAGGUAUCGUCAAAACCGAGCAAAACACUACACUGCGAAAGGAAACGAUCAAAUUGAUGGGUAUUCUGGGGGCCUUGGAUCCUUACAGACAUCAAACUGUGGAGCGGACCUCUGAGCUUAUCUCAACCGAUCAAGUUCAUGCCGUCACAGACGUGUCUUUGAUUAUGACUGGACUGACCCCCUCGAAUGAAGAUUAUUAUCCUACUGUGGUUAUCAAUUCUCUCAUGAACAUGCUAAAAGACCCUUCCCUCGGUCAACACCACUCUUCCGUCAUUGAUGCUAUCAUGAACAUUUUCAAGACUCUUGGGCUGAAGUGUGUUCCGUUUUUGGGUCAGAUUAUUCCCGGGUUUCUGUCUGUUACUCGGGCUUGUCCUGCUAGCAAGUUGGAUUCAUACUUCAACCAGCUGAGUAUCUUGGUUUCGAUUGUGAAGCAGCAUAUCAGGAAUUUUCUGCCGGAUAUUCUACAGCUCAUCAGAGACUAUUGGGAUUCCACUCCGACUCUGCAGACCACAAUUCUUCAACUAGUUGAGGCCAUCGCGCAUUCUCUAGAAGGAGAAUUUAAAGUUUAUCUCGCACAACUACUUCCGCUAAUGCUAAAGGUUCUUGAAAUGGCCGAUCCCAAUCGCCCUGGGCCACAGGAAAAGGUUCUCCACGCAUUUGUUGUAUUCGGCUCUAGUAGUGAGGAAUAUAUGCACCUUAUCCUUCCGGUUAUCGUUCGAAUGUUUGAGAAGCCCAGCCAGAAGCCACAGACAAGAAAAGUUGCAAUGGAAACAGUGGCAAGACUGUCAAGGAAGGUCAACAUUUCUGACCAUGCGUCGAGGAUUGUGCACCCGCUGUCCAGGGUAUUGAUGUCUGGGAGCAACGAUCUGAGAGUUACGGCAUUGGAUACGCUUUGUGCUCUUGUGUUCCAGCUAGGUCAUGAUUAUGCUCAUUUCAUCCCCAUGAUUAACAAAAUUUUACAAGCGAACAAGAUUUCUCACGGAAAUUAUGACUUACUUGUUGGGAAGGUACUGAAGGGCGAACCUUUGCCUCAAAAUCUAAGCCCCGAUGAUGUCGAGAAAGCAGACGAAGUUUCUUUUGCGGAUUUCGGACCGAAGAAAUUGCCAGUAAAUCAGCAACAUCUCAAGAAUGCAUGGGAGGCUUCUCAACGAUCAACUCGCGAGGAUUGGCAGGAAUGGAUCCGCCGAUUCAGCGUUGAACUUCUGAAGCAGUCACCCUCUCAUGCCUUGAGGGCCUGUGCAGGACUGGCGGGAGCAUACUAUCCAUUGGCUCGGGAUUUGUUCAAUGCCGCGUUCGUAUCCUGCUGGACAGAGUUGUAUGAUCAGUUCCAGGAAGAAUUGGUUCGCUCCAUCGAGACAGCCUUAAUUUCGCCACACAUUCCGCCUGAAAUCUUGCAGAUUCUUUUGAAUCUUGCCGAAUUCAUGGAGCACGAUGAUAAAGCGCUUCCAAUCGACAUUCGAACGUUGGGAAUGUAUGCUGCAAAAUGCCAUGCUUAUGCUAAGGCGCUGCAUUACAAGGAACUGGAAUUCCUUCAAGAACCACAGCCGAGUGUCAUUGAGGCACUUAUCAGUAUUAAUAAUCAACUGCAACAAUCUGACGCUGCCAUUGGUAUUCUUCGAAGAGCCCAGGUCUACAACGACGUCCCCCUUCGAGAAUCGUGGUUUGAGAAGCUACAGAGAUGGGAAGAGGCUCUGAAGGCUUAUCAAGAGAAGGAGCUGACUGAUCCCAAUUCAUUUGAUAUUACUAUGGGAAAGAUGAGAUGUUUACAUGCAUUGGGAGAGUGGGAUCAUUUAUCACAACUUGCACAGGACAAAUGGAGGCAUGCUGGUCGCGAGAUACAACGACUUAUCGCGCCACUUGCAGCAGCUGCUGCUUGGGGAUUGGGUCAGUGGGAACUGAUGGAUGAGUAUAUCAUGGUCAUGAAAGAACAUUCGCCCGACAGGAGCUUCUUUGGUGCAAUUCUAUCACUUCACAGAAACCAGUUCGAAGACGCGGCGAAGCAUAUUGAGAAAGCUAGGGAAGGCCUUGAUACAGAACUCAGUGCGUUGGUUGGCGAGAGUUACAAUCGAGCUUAUAGUGUGAUUGUUCGGGUCCAAAUGUUGGCAGAACUGGAGGAGAUCAUCACAUAUAAACAGAAUAAUGACCAGCCAGAGAAGCAGGAGACUAUGCGACGAACCUGGACAAAGCGCCUCAAGGGCUGCCAGAGAAAUGUCGAAGUUUGGCAACGAAUGCUGAAAGUCCGUGCACUUGUAAUUUCGCCAAAAGAGAACAUGGACAUGUGGAUUAAAUUCUCAAAUCUUUGCAGAAAGUCUGGAAGAAUAGGCCUCGCGGAGAAAUCGCUGAAUUCUUUACUUCCACAGAACGAAAGCAUCGGGAAUAUUUCAGGCACAUCAGUACCACCUCAGGUGACAUAUGCGCGCUUGAAGUUUAUGUGGGCUACCGGACAACAACAAGAAGCAAUCGUACAUCUCUUUGAGUUCACUGAUUCGCUUUCAAGAGACUUGAGGAUGAAUCUCGCUAAUAGUAUGGCUCAUCACGGCAUUCCCCCACAACAAGCCUUAAUCCCUGGAAUUGAAGAUGAGCAUACUCGUCUUCUUGCAAGGUGCUAUUUAAAACAGGGCGAAUGGCAGAUUGCACUGUACAAGACAUGGCACGCAGAACCACACACCGCUUACAAGAUUUUGGACUCAUAUCACAAAGCAACCCAGUUCCACAAGGAUUGGUACAAAGCUUGGCACGCCUGGGCCCUGGCCAAUUUUGAAGUUGUCACUGCAGCCACUGCGGCAGAGGGUAGAGAAAAUACACACUUGAAUCAAGAAAUGGUCAGAGAUCAUGUCAUACCUGCUGUGAACGGUUUCUUCCGGUCGAUCUCACUUUCCGCUGGAAGCUCCCUUCAAGAUACUCUUCGGCUAUUGACAUUGUGGUUUGCACACGGUGGGCACCCAGAAGUAAACGUGGCUGUUACAGAAGGAUUCAACUCUGUCAGCAUCGAUACUUGGUUGGAGGUCAUUCCACAACUCAUUGCUAGAAUUAACCAGCCGGACGCAGUAGUAAGGCACUCGAUCCAUCAGCUUAUUGCGGAAGUCGGAAGAGCACACCCCCAGGCUUUAGUAUAUCCGUUGACUGUCGCAUCAAAAUCCUCUUUGUCUAGGCGUCAAAAGUCAGCCGCCCAAAUAAUGGACAGUAUGAAAGCUCAUAGUCAAAAGUUGGUCGAUCAAGCAGAGAUUGUUAGCAAUGAAUUGAUUCGGGUUGCAGUCUUAUGGCAUGAGCUUUGGCAUGAAGGUCUAGAAGAGGCUUCAAGGCUGUAUUUCGGAGAUCAUAAUAUUGAAAUGAUGUUCAAGACUCUUGAGCCGCUACACACUAUGCUAGAAAAAGGACCGGAAACCCUAAGGGAAAUCUCGUUCCAUCAAGCCUUCGGUAGAGACUUGCAUGAGGCAAAAGAAUGCUGCGUUGCAUAUAAGAGGACUAAUGAAGUCGGAGAUCUCAACCAAGCGUGGGACCUUUAUUACCAGGUUUUCCGUAAAAUAACAAAACAAUUGCCUCAACUCAACUCCUUGGAUCUACAAUAUGUAUCUCCAAAACUUCUAGUAGCUGAGAAUCUUGACUUGGCAGUCCCUGGAACGUACGCAACUGGUAAAGCCAUUGUCAGGAUUAUGGGCUUUGAACCCACUUUGAGUGUCAUUUCUUCCAAGCAGAGGCCGCGUAAAUUAACCAUCAAGGGAAGCGACGGAAACUCCUAUCAAUACGUCUUGAAGGGACAUGAAGAUAUUCGACAGGAUGAACGUGUGAUGCAACUUUUCGGAUUAGUAAAUACAUUACUCUCGGUGGACUCGGAGUGCUUCAAGCGUCAUCUAAAUAUCCAACAGUACCCAGCUAUCCCGCUUUCUCAGAACUCGGGUCUGCUGGGAUGGGUACCCAACAGUGAUACUCUUCACGUGUUGAUUAGAGAAUACAGAGAGAGCAGGAAGAUUCUUUUAAACAUCGAGCACAGAAUUAUGCUACAAAUGGCACCUGAUUACGACAACCUAACGCUUAUGCAAAAGGUUGAAGUCUUCGGAUAUGCUUUAGACAAUACCACCGGUCAAGACCUAUACCGUGUGUUAUGGCUCAAAAGCAAAAGCUCUGAGGCGUGGCUCGACCGCCGUACCAACUACACCAGAUCUUUGGGUGUCAUGUCAAUGGUUGGAUACAUUCUUGGGCUCGGCGAUAGACAUCCUUCCAAUUUGAUGCUUGACAGAAUCACUGGAAAAGUCAUUCAUAUUGAUUUUGGUGACUGUUUCGAGGUCGCGAUGCACCGAGAAAAGUACCCUGAGAAAGUGCCAUUUAGAUUGACACGCAUGUUGACCUAUGCCAUGGAAGUCAGUAACAUCGAGGGUAGUUUCAGGACUACCUGUGAGGCAGUUAUGAAGGUAUUGCGGGAGAAUAAGGAAUCACUUAUGGCUGUACUAGAGGCUUUUAUGCAUGACCCUUUGAUGCACUGGAGAUUGGGAACAAAGGAGAGCCCAGCAGAGAUAGGGCCGACUGCGCCUGGUGAGCGGAGACGAAGUGUUAUGACGGUGUUAGAUCCAGCAGAGAUUAUGAGGCUUAGAAGUCUCUCUGUGGAUGGUGAAGAUCAUGAACAAAGAAAACCGGAACAGCAGAAUGAACGAGCGCUCCAGGUUUUAGAGCGUGUCAAGGCAAAACUCACGGGUACGGAUUUCAAGGUGGGAGAGGAGCUAGAGAUUCCCAAACAGGUUGCCAGGUUGAUCGAUCAAGCAACCAAUUUAGAGAACUUAUGCCAGCACUAUAUUGGAUGGUGUUCUUUCUGGUAA